AUGGUUGCAAGGCCUGUGGUGUCAGUUUUGAUAUCUCCUUUUUCGUUGCUAAUUUUAUCGAUUUGCUAUCUCUCCCUUUUUUUUUUCUUGAUGAGUCUGGCUAAGGGUUUAUCAAUUUUGUCUAUCUUCUCAAAGGACUCAGUUUUAGUUUUAUUGAUCUUUGCUAUUGUUUUCUUCACUUCUAUUUCAUUAAUUUCUGCUCUGAUCUAUGAUUUCUUUCCUUCUACUAACUUUGGGUUUUCUUUGUUC
This is a messenger RNA of Kogia breviceps (pygmy sperm whale), 249 nucleotides long. It is a transcript of the gene KANTR, whose product is annotated as KANTR integral membrane protein. NCBI's taxonomy places the organism in Eukaryota, Metazoa, Chordata, Mammalia, Artiodactyla, Physeteridae. The record is from RefSeq and is a predicted model, not a curated record.